Clupea harengus (Atlantic herring) is the source of this 1917-nucleotide messenger RNA. RefSeq names its product RAB20, member RAS oncogene family (gene rab20). The record is from RefSeq and is a predicted model, not a curated record. NCBI's taxonomy places the organism in Eukaryota, Metazoa, Chordata, Actinopteri, Clupeiformes, Clupeidae. Gene Ontology annotation, molecular function: GTP binding; GTPase activity.
CACACUUUGGAAGCUCCAGAGUAGCGAUAUGUAGAAGAGUGACCACGACCGUGCGUGCUUGUGAUGAUGACUAAUUAGUCAAGACAUUUUGUUUCGAGGCUAAAAAGUCACCUCUGCUGCUGUUGUAAACUAUACUGUUGUCGGGUAUGCUAGAACAGAGAUCUUACGGUCAUGUGUUUCUUAAAGCUCAGUUCUCGUCCGUAGAUCACGCUGUUUUUAAAUGAGAGUUACGAAUAGUCUUCAGCUUGUUGACCUCUCGCCGCUAAACAGCGUGUAGUACCAAAGAUCAUGCCUGAGCGAGCGAAGAUGAGGAAGCCCGACGUGAAAGUUGUGAUACUGGGUGACAUGAACGUUGGGAAAACUUCGCUGCUUCAUCGGUACACGGAGAAAAAAUUCAAAGACACUGUCAGCACCGUUGGCGGAGCCUUCUUCUUGAAACAAUGGGGACCUUAUAAUAUCUCUAUCUGGGAUACCGCUGGCCGGGAGCAGUUUCACGGCCUGGGCUCUAUGUACUGCCGCGGUGCCUCUGCGGUCAUCCUCACCUACGACGUCACCAACUGGCAGAGCCUGACCGAGCUCGAGGACCGCUUCCUGUCACUCACCGACACGGCAAAUGCUGACUGCAUCUACGCCAUCGUGGGCAACAAGGCUGACCUAACGGAGUCGAGCGCCCAGGGGCCAGUGCCUGAGGACGGGCAGGGGGAGCAGGAGAGCGUGGGGACUGAGCUCCGGCCCACUGGUGGUGGUAGUAGUAGUGGUGGUGGUGGCGGCGGUGGGGAUGCCCUGCACCAGAAGCAGGUGAACCAGGAUGACGCGCUGGCGCUGUAUGCCCGGGUGCUCCGCUACAAGGGGCUGGAUGGCAUGGCCUGCCCACCUGGCGAAAGCUUGUGCUUCGAGACCAGCGCCAAGACGGGCUACAAUGUGGAUGUGUUGUUUGAGACCAUCUUUGACAUGGUGCUGCCCUCCAUCCUGAAGAAGCGGCGCGAGGGCGAGCCCUCCACCGUUGACCUGGAGGACUGCCGGGUCCCCAAGAGCAUUAAGGGAGGCUGCUGUGCAUGAUGGGAAGGGGGAGGGAUGGUCUUGCAGGGCCAGGCCAGGCCAGGCUACCAAUUAAAACCCAUGUGAGAAAAGUUGUUGGGUGUAAUAUGGAGAGGUUGCUGAAGCCUCCAGUUUACUCUUGGUCCAAAGAUCAGCUUGUUUUGGGGGCUGUGAUAACAUGUGAAUGUCUGAAUAAAUCAAAUUCAGACUGGGGCUUGAGGUAUUUUCCCCCGCGAAAACAAAACUGGCCAGCGCCCUCUCUUUCAUGCUGAUGUCAAUUCAAAGGCUGUUCAAACAAUCAACAGGACAAGUUUAAAACAAACACUGUCUUUAUUUCUGUGUGAAUAGCGGAGAUGGAGUAAAAAGUGCACAUUAGUAAGGUGGAUUUUUGCCUUUAAAAACAGAAUUGUGCGAGAGAAAAACAAAACAUUGCAGCAGUGUUCUUCAUUGACAUGUGUUGCAAAUCAGUCACUGAAGUACUUUUCUUGUUGAAUGUUAAGGGACUGGGAAGCACUUAAAGGGCAGUGGCAGUAAUCUUUACCCUGCGCCUGAGAUGACACUGAAUGACUCCUUUUUCAAGGAAACAUUUAAAAAAAGAUAAUAAACAGUCAGUGUUGAGUGAUCUAUGCUUGAAAUGUAAAAAUAAAAAAUGUAAUUUUUUAAACAUAUAAUUUUUAUCAAUCUAUGUAAUGAAUCACAAUAAAUUGCGUAUAAUUUUAAAGAAAGACACCACUAUAUUUUCCCACAAAUUGUAUACAAAAUAAAUAUGUCUCUGUUUGUUAUUAUUCAUAACAAUUAUGAGUAAAUUCCUAGCCUCCUGCAUAAGCAAGUUGGAACCAACAUUCCAACUGACCAUGUAUUAAAGCUCAUUGCAUUAUA